Molecule: messenger RNA, 3123 nt
Organism: Brachypodium distachyon (stiff brome)
Lineage: Eukaryota; Viridiplantae; Streptophyta; Magnoliopsida; Poales; Poaceae
Product: probable LRR receptor-like serine/threonine-protein kinase At1g51810
Exons: 13
Coding region: 34-2943 (969 amino acids)
Biological process (GO): protein phosphorylation
Molecular function (GO): protein binding; ATP binding; protein kinase activity
Source: RefSeq, a predicted model, not a curated record
GACUUGGAUUAAGGCUCAAGACCAGCUUAAAAGAUGGGUGUCGCAGCGAGAGGAACGUACAUGGCACCAGCAAUAGCAUCAGGCCGCCCUGGUCUGUUGUUGCCAGUGCUUCUCCUCCUCCUAUCAUGCUUCCUGUCGCCCGAGCUCGUCGCUCCCAUCCAUGCCCAGCUCGACGACAUAGGUUUCAUUAGCAUCGACUGUGGGAUCAGGGAGGGCAGCAGAUACCAAGACCCGGGUCCCAACCGGGACAAGAUGUGGUACGUCUCUGACAUCGGCUUCGUCGACGCUGAUGCGGGGGCGAACGCCCACGUCAGCCCGUCAUUCGACAUAUACGACCUAUCACAGCGGUAUGAUAACGUCCGCUACUUCCCCCCUUGGGGUGCCGGCAACCGGAGCUGCUACACGCUCUGGGGGCCAACGCAAGGAAACAAGUACCUGGUCAGGUGCAGCUUCUACUACGGCAACUAUGAUGGCAACUAUGACGGGAACAGAAGCCUCCCGGCCUUCGACCUCUACCUUGGGGUCAAUCGAUGGGCCACCGUCAACGUCACCAACACCACGGACAGGUACAUCCUCGAGGCGGUGGUAGUGUCAACGGCCAACUUCUUACAGGUAUGCCUGGUGAACAUAGGGUUGGGUACGCCUUUCAUCUCUUCGCUUGAGCUGAGGCCGCUCAAGCCAGCCAUGUACCCGGAGGCCACCGUGAACCAGUCGCUGCUCCUCCUCAGCCUUCGCCUGCCGACAGCGGCAUUCCCCUUUAACCGGUACUACUUCUGGCAGUCGCCUAGAGUAUACAGGUACCCAGAUGACGACUUCGACCGUGACUGGCAGAGCUACUUCAACGCCACUGCGUGGAUCCAAAUAAAAACGAAGGGCACCGUAAAUGUAUCCAACUCAAGCAGCUUUGCCAAGGCACCAAAGGUGGUACUGCAGAGCGCCGCUGCUCCAGUGAACGGGACCCGGCUCGACUUCUCAUGGAGCACGGACCCUUCGCUGGACAACAACAGCAACAGUAGCACAGCUUACCUCCUGCUGUUCUACUUCGCGGAGCUGGAGCGGCUGCCGAGCAGCUCGUCGAGGCGAUUCGACAUUCUCAUCGAUGGUUCUUCGUGGGACGGCGGCCGGAACUACACCCCAAAGUACCUCACUGCAGAGGUCUUGAAAAAGGUAGUGGUGCAGGGGGCGGGCCAGCACACCAUCUCGCUUGUCACCACGCCAGGCACAGUGCUCCCACCCAUCCUGAAUGCGCUCGAGAUAUACUCGGUGCGGCAGAUGAAUGAGCUUGGGACGAACAAUGUAGAUGCCGAGUCCAUGAUGAAAAUUCGCAAGACAUAUGUGCUGAAGAAAAACUGGAUAGGUGAUCCUUGUGCACCGAAAGCAUUUGCGUGGGAUGGCCUGAACUGUAGUUACUCUUCAUCUGGUCCUGCAUGGAUAACAGCUUUAAACUUGUCAUCUAGCGUGUUGACUGGUGCAGUGGAUCCUUCUUUUAGCGAUCUAAAAUCCAUCCAAUAUCUGGACUUGUCCAAUAACAGCCUGUCUGGCCCAAUACCUGAUUUUCUAGGACAAAUGCCAUCACUCAUAUUCCUUGAUUUGUCGAGCAAUAAACUCAGCGGAUCAAUUCCUGCAGCUCUACUAGAAAAACAUCAAAGUGGAUCUCUUGUACUAAGGGUUGGUAACAACACAAAUAUCUGUGACAAUGGUGCCUCUACAUGUGAUCCCGGCGGCAAUAAAAAGAACCGAACACUCGUCAUUGCAAUAUCUGUCGCAAUAGCUGUUGCAACUAUACUGUUUGUGGCAGCAAUUCUUAUCCUUCACAGAAGGAGAAAUGGACAAGAUACAUGGAUCAGAAACAACUCAAGGCUUAACAGCACCUGGAACACGUCGAACUUAUUUGAGAACAGACGGUUCAGUUACAAGGAGCUGAAGCUAAUUACAGCUAACUUCAGAGAAGAAAUAGGGAGAGGAGGAUUUGGUGCUGUGUUUCUUGGUUAUUUAGAGAAUGAAAAUGCAGUUGCCGUGAAGAUCCGUUCAAAAACAUCAUCUCAGGGGGAUAAAGAGUUUCUAGCUGAGGCUCAACACUUAAGUCGAGUUCAUCAUAGGAAUCUGGUAUCCUUAAUUGGUUAUUGCAAGGACAAGAAACAUCUGGCCCUUGUCUAUGAAUAUAUGCAUGGAGGAGACUUAGAGGAUUGCCUAAGAGGAGAGGCUUCUGUUGCUACACCCCUCAGUUGGCAUCAACGUCUCAGGAUUGCUCUCGACUCUGCCCAUGGAUUGGAGUAUCUACACAAGUCCUGCCAACCGCUGCUAAUCCAUAGAGAUGUGAAGACAAAGAACAUCCUGCUAACUGCUGACCUAGAGGCAAAGAUAUCCGACUUUGGCCUCACGAAGGUGUUUGCCAACGAGUUCAUGACCCAUAUCACCACCCAACCGGCAGGUACCCUGGGGUACCUUGACCCUGAAUACUACAACACAUCCCGGCUCAGUGAGAAGAGUGACGUGUACAGCUUUGGGGUUGUACUACUGGAGCUCAUCACCGGCCAGCCGCCAGCAGUCGCCGUUAGUGACACCGAGAGCAUCCACAUCGCACAGUGGGUGCGCCAGAAGCUUUCAGAGGGUAACAUAGAGAGCAUUGCUGACUCAAAGAUGGGGAUGGAGUAUGGUGUUAACUCAGUCUGGAAGGUUACAGAGCUGGCACUGCGGUGCAAGGAACAACCAUCAUGGGAACGCCCAACGAUGACCGAGGUUGUGGCUGAGCUCAAUGAGUGCUUGGAGCUGGAGGUGUCUCGUGGAAUUGGCAACUACAGCUCAGUCACCAGUGAUGGUCUCAGUGCAAUGAGUGCUGACUUGCAUAGUGAUCUUCAAAGAAGUGAUCUGAGACAGAAAAGCAUGCCUGAGUUGGAGGAUGGCGAUGCAUCCGCAACUCUCAUAGGUCCGACAACGUGCUGACACCAACUGUUUAAUUUUGUACGGUUCAGAGGUCUCGUGUAUGUAGUGUUGUAUAUAGGUAGGGAUGUAUAGGAUGCUUUGGAAAAUAAAAUUAGAUGGCAUCUUAUUUGAAAUGUAAACAAGAAAUUGAUCUCCCAGCUUGAUAGACUGCAUAUAUGAAGGUUGUGAGUGUGGGCUUAA